This is a messenger RNA of Coffea eugenioides, 1213 nucleotides long. Its product is annotated as cold-regulated 413 plasma membrane protein 2-like. NCBI's taxonomy places the organism in Eukaryota, Viridiplantae, Streptophyta, Magnoliopsida, Gentianales, Rubiaceae. The transcript has 4 exons. The record is from RefSeq and is a predicted model, not a curated record. Gene Ontology annotation, cellular component: membrane. Bases 289 to 903 code for a protein of 204 amino acids.
UCAUCUCAUCCUUUUUUUUAGUAGUAGAGUAUUUUUCACACUGCUUAGUCAUUCUCCUACGUCAAAUCUUCAGUCAAUCAUCACUCAGUUGACUAUUUAUCUUGCUGCUACGGGCCGGUAAAAAGAUUGGAUCUCUCUAAUUACUUCCGAAAAUCCCAUAGCUGUUUCAACCCCUCGAAGCUUCCUUAAGUAUCAAACGUCCUUGCAUUUGUUGUUUCUGCGCAACCAAACAAUUGUACGUUUUAGGCUGCGAGUUUUUAUUUUUUUUUGCUGUGAAGAUCGAAUAUCAUGGCCAAGAUUAGUUAUUUGGCGAUGAAGACUGAUCCAGCAGCGUCGGAGCUGAUUGCUUCUGAUUUUAAGGACCUGGGGAAUGCAGCUAAAAAACUGGCUAAUCAUGCUAUCCUGCUUGUUGGUAGCGGCCUUGGAUUUGGGACUUCCUUUUUUAAGUGGCUGGCUUUCAUUGCUGCCGUUUACUUGCUGAUCCUGGACCGAACCAACUGGAAGACCAAUAUACUUACAUCGCUUUUGAUCCCUUACAUUUUCUUCAGUCUUCCGAAUGUAUUGUUCAAUUUGCUUAGGGGAGAAGUUGGAAAAUGGAUUGCUAUAAUUGCUGUCGUACUACGCCUCUUCUUCCCACGACGUUUUCCAGAUUGGCUAGAACUUCCUGCAGCUUUGAUCCUUGUAAUUGUGGUGGCUCCAAGCUUGUUCGCUGACACCAUAAGAGGUGGCUGGGUUGGCAUCAUCAUUUGUCUGAUAAUCGCAUGCUAUUUGCUUCAGGAACACAUCCGAGCAUCCGGUGGAUUCAGAAAUUCUUUCACAAAAACCCAUGGCAUUUCCAACACAGUAGGAAUCAUCCUACUGUUGGUAUAUCCGGUCUGGGCUUUCAUUAUCAAACUGCUGUGACGACUAUUUGUUUUUUCGGUUUACACUUCUUGGAUAGAUUACCCUCUUUACGUGCGUGCGUGUUUGAUUCAAUUAAAUCUUGUAUUGAAAGACCUUGUUGUCAGCGUCCCCAACCAUUUGAAACAGAUCUUUAGCAUGUGUGUAUCUUUUUUGGUAUUGGUUCUUUUUCGUCGGCAAGGCAUCAGCCUGAUACAAUUUCAUUUGGCUAUGUAAUUGAACUAUUUGUGUAAUCUUUCUGUUGAGAAAACUCGAGAUUAUGUGUCAACGGAUGCAAGUUCAGAAUGUAUAUUUUUCUGUUUUUCUAUCACUA